AUGCUCGCGGAGAUCCCACGACUGAAUGAGCUGGUGGGCGGCACGACGCGUUUGCAGGUAUUCGUAGAUUGUCAAUUGGGCAACAGUGGUGCAGCAUUGGUAUCGCGAGGCAUCGUGAUGAAUGUAACGGACCGUCAUGCUCAUUACUUUCAUCCCGAGCAGCUCACAAGUCGCGCCGUCGGAUAG
Molecule: messenger RNA, 186 nt
Organism: Peronospora matthiolae
Lineage: Eukaryota; Oomycota; Peronosporomycetes; Peronosporales; Peronosporaceae
Source: the annotation of a GenBank genome assembly